Molecule: messenger RNA, 687 nt
Organism: Copidosoma floridanum
Lineage: Eukaryota; Metazoa; Arthropoda; Insecta; Hymenoptera; Encyrtidae
Source: RefSeq, a predicted model, not a curated record
AUGCCCAGAGUUAUCCAAGGUAAUAUGAACGAGGCAAUUGACGCAAAUGCCCUUUUGCCACAAAUAUUAUGUAAAAGAAGGGUAUACGUAGUGCUCAUGAGCGAGCAGUACAGAAACUUUACGUUGCCUAAGUGGCUUAGCAACGCAACAAAUGUAUCAGCCAUGUUAGUUCAUAGACCACACGGAAUCUGCCAAGAUACAAGUGGAUUGGGAAGAUAUUUUGUCUUAUUAAAAAGUAGGGGCAUCACGAUUGUCAGCUACUACUUUUCACCAAACACUAGUAUCAAGGAAUACAGAAGAAGAAUAAAUCACCUCGAAUAUACCAUCAGAGAUGGCAUAGAUGGCGACUUAUUGGUCGCAAGAGACUUUAAUGCAACAUCAGUAGAAUGGGGAAUGCCUGCAACGAACUCUAAGGGCCGGGCAGUCCUAGAUAUGGCAGCAAGGCUAGGGCUGGUCAUUGUAAACGAAGGAAGGACCACGACUUUCAGAAGGCCGGGAUUUGGCGAAUCAAUACCAGACAUUACACUGGCUUUGGAGAGCCUUGCGCCAAGAGUGAAGAAAGUUCAGGUUAUUAAGGACAAUAAUGGCAGCAAUCACCAAUAUAUCAUCUUCGAAAUCACCGAUACAAUAGACAGAAAAGGCAUUGCACGCAAGACAGGAUGGAAUGUUAAGAAGCUGGACACAUAA